Fonsecaea multimorphosa CBS 102226 is the source of this 678-nucleotide messenger RNA. RefSeq lists its product as uncharacterized. Gene Ontology annotation, cellular component: peroxisome; mitochondrion. Gene Ontology annotation, molecular function: glutathione transferase activity; glutathione peroxidase activity. The record is from RefSeq and is a predicted model, not a curated record. NCBI's taxonomy places the organism in Eukaryota, Fungi, Ascomycota, Eurotiomycetes, Chaetothyriales, Herpotrichiellaceae. Gene Ontology annotation, biological process: glutathione metabolic process. Bases 1 to 678 code for a protein of 225 amino acids. The transcript has 3 exons.
AUGCGUCCGGAGGGAGGAAAGCUCAAGGUCUAUGUGGAUAGUGUAUCCCCUUACUCCUGGUUUGGCUUCACCAAUACAAUCCGCUACCGGCCACUCUUGAAUGCGUACGGCGUGUCUGUGGAUAUAAUACCUUUCUUCCUGGGCGCCGCUCGUGAUGGCGUGGGGAACCCUUGGACCCCGGUACCCAAAGCCAAGGAGGCUUUUGGAAAGCAAGACACCGAAUUGACGGGGAAGCUGCUCGGGCUGAAGGUCGUUCCGCCCAAGGAAUUCCCCAUCUUGUCUCUCUUUGCGGUCCGUGUUGCGACUUGGAUCAAGGACCACUAUCCGCCAGAGAAGUUUGAGGCCACCUUUCCAGCUUUCAGCACGGCGUAUUGGAGUCAUGGCAUCAACAUCUCAAAGCCAGAAGGAAUCCUGAAAGCUCUGCAAGGCAUUUUCCCCGAAGAGGAAAUCAAAGAAAUCAUGAAGAAGGCCGUGACACCGGAGAACAAGCAAAGAGUAAUCGACGUGACCAUGUCAGCCGGUGCCUUUGGGGCGCCGUGGAUCGUCGCCGUGAACUCGGAAGGGCAAAGGAGGGACUGGUUUGGAAAUGAUCGCUGGGAUCAGGUAUUUUACCACCUUGGGGUCCCCUUCACGCCAGUGAGGAUCAUUCCACCUGAGGAAGCAAAGGCGAAGUUGUGA